This is a messenger RNA of Fusarium redolens, 1155 nucleotides long. RefSeq names its product concanavalin A-like lectin/glucanase domain-containing protein. NCBI's taxonomy places the organism in Eukaryota, Fungi, Ascomycota, Sordariomycetes, Hypocreales, Nectriaceae. The record is from RefSeq and is a predicted model, not a curated record. Gene Ontology annotation, molecular function: hydrolase activity, hydrolyzing O-glycosyl compounds. The transcript has a single exon. The coding region runs from base 1 to 1155 and encodes 384 amino acids. Gene Ontology annotation, biological process: carbohydrate metabolic process.
AUGUUUUGGCCAAGUCGCUUGCUUUGCAUACAACUCACUGUGUUAGUAGCCAUAGUUCAUGGAUCAUCAAACGAUGAGUGUGAUUGCUAUCUCACUAAUGGCACCAACUCUGCAUAUUAUUCACGACACAGUUUCUAUGACUACCGAAACCUCGGGGACUAUGCUGGAGUUCCCAGUCCUAUCCAAAAUGCUUCCAGAACAGCAGGUGUAACAAGCGACUAUUUCUACAGCGACGCUUGGGAUACCACCUGGAGGAGUAUUCAAGACUGGAGCAAUCGCGGAAAGGGCGUUAGUCUCUCAGGCGAUGCAACUGUCCUAAUGAUCAACUCUCCCAACAACAUCUACAUCGAAAAGAAUGACGACAAAGAUGCAGCCUCGGAUACGUUCCUUACCAUGCGAACCAUGCGAUUUCCCGGUUUCCAAAGCGCUGCAGAGUUCGAGUCUGUGUCGACGUAUCACUACGUCUCAGUACGGAUGCUCGCCCGUGUCACCGGCAGCGCGGGCGCAUGCAUGGCUAUCUUCACGUACCUCGGGGGUGAAGAGCUAGCUGAUGUGCAAGAAGCUGAUAUUGAGAUUAUGACGCGCGAUCCCAAGAACCGGGUUCAGUACACAAACCAGCCCUCUUUCACAGAGGACGGCGAUGAUAUUCCCAAAGCUACUCGUAACGGUACUCUGCCCAAGGGUAUUAGAUGGGAUGAUUGGGUUGUGCACCGAUUGGACUGGACGCCCAAAAGCUCAACGUGGUAUGCUGAUGGCCAAGAGGUCGCCAGCAUAGAGUUCCAGACACCAAAGGACCCGGCACAGAUUAUUCUCAAUGCUUGGAGUGACGGUGGUUCGUGGAGUGGUAAUAUGAGCCUCAAUGGUGCAGCCUAUAUGCAAAUCCAGUGGAUCGAUAUGGUGUAUAAUGUUACAAAAGACAACGAGGAAAAGAGAGGUUUAGAUGGUCGCACGUUGGAGAGCGAUGCUACACAAGACGGUGGACUGGUACGUCGAGAUGAUAGUAAGGAGGGAUGUAAGGUCGUCUGUAGCAUCGAUGAGGCGGAUAAGGCUGGACAGACCAGAAUACAUUGGAAGAGUGCGGCAUCUCACAUGCUGGAUAUGCGAUACUGGACAAGGACGAUUGUGUUUGGAAUCAUGCUUUUGGCGUAUAUAUAA